Molecule: messenger RNA, 2330 nt
Organism: Silurus meridionalis
Lineage: Eukaryota; Metazoa; Chordata; Actinopteri; Siluriformes; Siluridae
Gene: ubxn4
Product: UBX domain protein 4
Molecular function (GO): protein binding
Source: RefSeq, a predicted model, not a curated record
GUGAAGAUGAAGAUUGUAAAGGAGGAUGGUGAAGAUGAAGGUUGUGAAGGAGGUUGAUGAAGAUGUGAAGGUUGUGAAGGAGGAUGGUAAAGAAGUAUGAAAAUAUUAAAGAGGAUGAGAAAGAUGUGGUGUUUUUAUUAAAGCUGUUAUAAGAUUUUUGCCAAAAGACUCCAUAUCCCAUAAGGCUCUGGCUCUACGUCAUUUCCGGUAUGAGAUGACAGGUUUUCCGGCGGCUCUGACGGUGACAGCUGGGCCACAGGCAGUGUAGUGAGAGCGGCUGAUUCUGGAGAAGAUGCGCUGGUUUGACGGCUCCAUCCCCGCGGCCAUCGCCGCCUCCAAGCAGCAGGGCUCCGUGUUCGUCGUGGUCAUCGCAGGAGAGGACGAGCAGUCCAGGCAGAUGUUGUCCAGCUGGGAGGACGAGAGUGUAGCCGAGCUGACCAACAACUGCUUCGUCGCCAUUAAGGUGGACGCUAAAAGUGAGACGUGUGUCCAGUUUUCACAGAUCUAUCCGGUGGUGUGUAUCCCAUCCAGCUUCUUCAUCGGGGACAACGGAAUUCCCCUGGAGAUCGUCGCUGGAGGUGUGUCUGUAGAGGAACUGAGGAACAGGAUAAGCAAGGUCAAGCAGAUCCAUGCUCAGCAGUCCACCGCUCCCGAGGCCUCCAUCCAGGAUGGAAGUUCUUCAGCAUCUGAAAGCCUUCCUGUACACUCAGAUACAGCAGCAGGAAGCCCCUCCACCUCCUCUUCUUCUUCUGCUGCGUCUAAAGAAUCUCUGUCCAUGCCUAUGGAGGAAGCAGGGGCUUCAGGUCAUGUGACUCCAGGAGACGAUAGAAGCCAGUCAUCAGACGACACAUCGCAGGCGUCUCAGGUGGAGGAACCGCUGGACACCAAGGUCGAGAGAAUAACAAAGAAACUGGAAGAAAGACAAGAACAGAAGCGGAAGGGAGAAGAAGAGAGCGAGAUAAAGAAGGAGAUCGAGCGGCGGAAGCUGGGAAAGGAGAUGCUGGACUUCAAGAAGAAGCAGGAGGACGACAAAACCAAGCGCUUGCUGGAGGAGCGAAACCGAGAGAAAGCCGAGGAGAAGGUGGCCAGAGACAGGGUCAAACAACAGAUUGCUCAGGAUCGUGCAGAUCGGGCAGCUCGCUACGCUAAAACCCAGGAGGAGGUCGAUGCGGUCAGAGCGGGCGCGCUACAGGCCAGGCAGGCCGAGCAAGACACGAAAAAAGAGACUGCGCAGAGAGAGAGAAGCGCGAUUGCCAGGAUACAGUUCCGCCUACCUGACGGUUCCUCUCUGACCAAUCAGUUUCCCUCUGAGACGAAGCUGCAGGAGGCCAGACAGUUUGCAGCUCAGGAGGUCGGCAACAGGUUCGGCCGCUUCUCCCUGGCCACCAUGUUCCCAAGGCGCGAGUUCACGGCUGAAGAUCUGGAGAAGACCUUGCUGGAGCUUGAGCUUGCACCCAGUGCCUCCAUCGUCCUGCUGCCGCAGUCAGGAAGGCCUGCUAACACGGUCAUCCAGUCCUCCAGCACUGGAGGUAUCUGGUCAUUUCUGGGCACCAUCUUCUACCCUCUCCUGGCAGUAUGGAGGUUCCUGAGCGGCAUCCUCUUCACCAGCCCUCCUCCCGGAGCCUCCGCGGCAUCCCAGAACCCCCCACCGCAACAGCGUCCUUCAAACAGCUCCAGCUCCAGCUCCGGGGAACCAAAAAGAGAAGCGAUCCGUAAGCGGGUCCAGGAAAAGCGGCCGGAAGAUUUCAAACAAGACGGUAAGAUCUACCGGCUGAGGACCCAAGAGGACAGUGAGGACGACAACAACACGUGGAACGGCAACUCCACCCAGCAGAUGUAGUGCAAUAACACCACUUUAUCUCUCUUUUUCUUUGUUUAUUUGCCUCGGUUGUUUCCUGUCUUCUCUUUUUGGAUCUAGGGCUACAAUUUGCAUUCUUUUUCCCUCUAUCUAUCCAAAAUAACCCCCUCCAUCUCCCCCUUGCAUGGGUAGAUCAAGCUUUAUACGAACAUCCACUACGUGCAGAUUUCUUUUUUUCCCUUGCUGUUUGCUCUCCAGCAGUGUUCCCACGGUAACGCCUCAUGUGCAAAAGCAGGCUAAAAUAGAGGCUUGAAGAGAAAAAAAAAAGCUGCUGCCUUUUUAUUCCAUCUGUAACCUGUAUGACGCUCUGAAAGGUUUCCAGCAAAACCGAGUGAUUUCAUGUCCACAGGGGUCUCGGUGCGUUUUAUACGGAACCUCGGGCCCCCCAGGCAGACGAAUGUUUCUACGCGAUGAAAGCGGAAGUCACUUUAACACUGUCAUUUAACUAAACAAUAAAGAUUUUUUUUCGAAA